Messenger RNA from Yamadazyma jaroonii, 1296 nucleotides. The record is from the annotation of a GenBank genome assembly. Lineage: Eukaryota; Fungi; Ascomycota; Pichiomycetes; Serinales; Debaryomycetaceae.
AUGUCCAUAAGAGGUGUUACUAUAUCUUCAUUAUUGUCGGGAACUCAUGAUGAAACUGAUGGUGCUGGCACCACUGGUGGAGCUAAUGGUGAUGAAGUUAAUACAUCAAAACCAAUUAACGCUAAUGGGAAUUCCGUUAAGAAUUUAGUAUCGAUGUUUCAACCAAACAUUAAGAUUGGUGGGCCUGAAAGUCCAAUGGUAAUUAUUGAUGACGAACCUCCGACUAUACCUAAUUUCCAAUAUAAAAAAGAAAGUAGUGUUAGUAAUGUUACCAUUGCACCUAAAGCUAAUCCCACGCCAGUUGAUUUGAGUAAACAAAUCAAAAAAUUUCAAACCGAUUUCCAAUUCGAUAUUCCAAACAAAGCAUCAAUUAGCUCGAUCAUGAAUGUUGAUGCCCCUCCUCCUCAGAUACCACAAACCACACCAACCCCUAUAGCACCAGCAGUCCCACCAUCAGCAGCACCAAAGUCGCCUAAGAAAAAACCUCAAAAGAAAGAAGUCAAGAAACCUGCUACUAAGGAGAAGAAAGAACCAGCCAAACGAAAAGCUGAACCAAAGAAAUUGGCAGUUAAUAAAAAGGCUAAAACCACUCCUGAACCACCGAAAGUAACGAAACCAGUAGAAGUUAUCAAUUUACCACCACCUGAACUAAUCAAUAUAAAUGGUCCCAAAGAACCCACUCCAGACAAGACAGUCGACAAAGAAAAGCCCAAGGAAACACCCAAAGAAAUCCAACCUCCUAAAGAACUAGAGUUAGGUAAAAAGGAAGAAAUCAAAGAAUUACCCAUCAUAGCAUUGAAUAUUCCGUUACUAGAUCCUAAAAAACCUCAACCUGGUCAAGCAGAAGUGGUAGUAAAUGUAUUGAAAUUAGCUGAAGAUAAAUAUGGAUGGUCUAGUGUUCACCCCAAUGCUAAAUCAGCACUUGAAGUUUUGGAUGAUAGUGAUGAUGAUUUAGAAGAAGAUGAUAAAGAGGAAGAUGACGAUAAAGAGGAAAAACCUGAAGACAAAGAAAAGGAAAAAGAAAAAGAAAAAGAGAAAGAGAAAGAGAAAGAGAAAGAAAAGGAGAAAGAAAAAGACGGGAAAGAGAAGAAAGAAUUAACGGAAGAGCAAUUGGUCAGACAACAUGAGACGAGAAUGAAUAGAAAAGUAGGGAAAUAUGAUUAUUUAGAUCCAUUCAUCGAUGAUAAUGAAUUAGAACUUGAAGAAGGUAUAACGUCUACGAAAGAAGGAUUCUUUGUUUAUUGGGGACCUAUAGUUGAUGAUAGGGCUAAAAAACCAACUAAAGGCAAAAGAUAA